AUGAGGAUCCAGGCGCUCAUCCUGUUCAUCUCAGCCAUGACUGCUCAGCAGGCAACGUCAGGAGCCCCCAGCACAGACGCGGCACUGUCCGAGCCCCUCAGCUCUCCAGGUGACUUUGCGCCCUCCAGACUCAGAGGACGUCCCACGGUGGAGCAGCGGGACGCCGAUGAGCCAGAAGACGCCAGCCUGUGCUUCUUUUUGAAGGAGAAGGACGUGGAGAGCCAGGUCUCCUGCAAGCAUCGACUGAACCUGCGCAGCAAAUUCAACUACAACCCGUUCGGGCUGCGCUUUGGGAAGCGCGGAGGACACUCGAAGCCGCCCAGCGAGAGGUGGAGGAGAGGGAGGCUGCUGCCUGUCCUGCUUUCAGUCAGACAGCUGGAGGAGGCUUCAUGA
Colossoma macropomum (tambaqui) is the source of this 393-nucleotide messenger RNA. RefSeq names its product kisspeptin 2 (gene kiss2). The transcript is spliced from 2 exons. The coding region runs from base 1 to 393 and encodes 130 amino acids. The record is from RefSeq and is a predicted model, not a curated record. Lineage: Eukaryota; Metazoa; Chordata; Actinopteri; Characiformes; Serrasalmidae.